Messenger RNA from Peromyscus eremicus (cactus mouse), 1248 nucleotides. RefSeq names its product somatostatin receptor 4 (gene Sstr4). Lineage: Eukaryota; Metazoa; Chordata; Mammalia; Rodentia; Cricetidae. The coding region runs from base 1 to 1155 and encodes 384 amino acids. Gene Ontology annotation, molecular function: somatostatin receptor activity; neuropeptide binding. The record is from RefSeq and is a predicted model, not a curated record. The transcript has a single exon. Gene Ontology annotation, cellular component: neuron projection; membrane. Gene Ontology annotation, biological process: cellular response to glucocorticoid stimulus; neuropeptide signaling pathway.
AUGAACAUGCCCUCAACACUACCCCCCGGGGGCGAGGACACCACCUGGACCCCCGGGACCAACGCCAGCAGCGCUCCGGAGGAGGAGGAGGAUGCGGUGCGGUCCGACAGCACGGGGACAGCGGGCAUGGUCACCAUCCAAUGCAUAUAUGCGCUCGUGUGCCUGGUGGGCCUGGUGGGCAACGCCCUGGUCAUCUUCGUGAUACUACGCUAUGCCAAGAUGAAGACAGCCACCAACAUCUACCUGCUCAACCUGGCGGUCGCCGAUGAGCUCUUCAUGCUGAGCGUGCCAUUCGUGGCCUCGGCGGCCGCCCUGCACCACUGGCCCUUCGGGGCGGUGCUGUGUCGAGCAGUACUUAGCGUGGAUGGCCUUAACAUGUUCACCAGUGUCUUCUGCCUCACCGUGCUCAGCGUGGACCGCUAUGUGGCUGUAGUGCACCCUUUGCGCGCCGCCACCUACCGGCGGCCCAGCGUGGCCAAGCUAAUCAACCUAGGAGUGUGGCUAGCAUCCUUGUUGGUCACCCUGCCCAUCGCAGUCUUUGCUGACACCAGGCCGGCUCGCGGGGGCGAGACCGUGGCUUGCAACCUGCACUGGCCUCACCCAGCCUGGUCUGCAGUCUUCGUGAUCUAUACUUUUUUGUUGGGCUUCCUACUCCCGGUUCUGGCCAUCGGUCUAUGCUACCUGCUGAUUGUGGGCAAGAUGCGUGCGGUGGCCCUGCGGGCGGGCUGGCAGCAACGGAGGCGCUCAGAGAAGAAGAUCACGAGGCUCGUGCUGAUGGUGGUGACCGUCUUUGUGCUGUGCUGGAUGCCCUUCUAUGUGGUGCAGCUUCUGAAUCUGUUUGUCACCAGCCUCGAUGCCACAGUCAACCAUGUGUCCCUCAUCCUCAGCUAUGCCAACAGCUGUGCCAACCCCAUUCUCUAUGGCUUCCUCUCUGACAACUUCCGGCGCUCUUUCCAGAGGGUUCUGUGCCUGCGCUGCUGUCUCCUGGAAACAACUGCAGGGGCCGAGGAAGAGCCCCUGGACUAUUAUGCCACUGCUCUCAAAAGCAGAGGGGGCGCAGGAUGCAUAUGCCCCCCACUGCCCUGCCAGCAGGAGCCCAUGCAAGCAGAACCUGGCUGCAAGCAAGUUCCUUUCACCAAGACUACUACUUUCUGAAAACCAUUUUCACCCUCCCUCAGCUCAUCUGCAAAAGGUCGCACCACCCUCUCAGCUCAGCAACUUCAAGAACAACUCUUGUUUUCAGGAAGC